CACGUCACGGACAGACUGUAGGAAAGUAUGUCGGCAUCCGGCAGAAAGCGACGUUGCAGCAGCGGCACGAAAACGGUCCUUCGCUCGUUUUGGUGAAGAUUCGCUUCUGAAAUACAUAGACAACGCCGGUUGGCUCGGUGGAAGGAAAGAUUUCUUUCCGAUCUCCUACAUGAUGUCAAAAACAGAAGACGCGUACAUCUGCGGAAAGAUAAGGACACAACUACACCAAUGAAAGACUUUCAGUUUUCAGAACUGACACCUAGUUGUCCUCUGCAGAGAAGAGGAUGAAACAUCCCUUCCUCAGCCAGCAGCAUGAGCAUUCAUACCAUAGGGGAUGCUGUCAUGAAUUUCCUGGGAUCGGGUUUAAUGGCACACAUGAGCAGUAGAUUGCAUAGUCGACACUGCCUGUCAUUGGAGCCCCUCCAGUCUGGGCGUAUCGGCUCUCUUCUGCAGACUAUGGUGCCCACAGGUUACACGCAGCUGCAGGAGGAACGAGUGGCUUUGAGCGACAUAGGAGGGAAGCAAGAGAGCUCAAUGAAUGGGUUCCACACUGACCCAUCCCAUCUGGAUGGCCGGUGGCACACAGACAGAGGGACACGGGCUUCCGUUGGCCUCUCCGAUAAUGGAGACUGCCACUGCUCAGAGAUGGCACCGAUGCUGGGUGAUAGCCAUCUCUCUGAAGAUGAUGAGGAGGAUGUGGAGCAAGAGGAAGAGGAGCACAGCACAAUCACCAGAAGGAUGCCCAAGGAGUCACCCCUGGCAAUGGCACUUCAGAUUCUACUACCUUUCCUACUAGCUGGGUUUGGCACUGUGUCAGCUGGCAUGGUGCUGGACGUAGUGCAGCACUGGGAGGCCUUCCAGAACAUAACAGAGAUCUUCAUCUUGGUACCAGCUCUCUUGGGCCUCAAAGGGAACUUGGAGAUGACUCUAGCCUCCAGACUGUCAACAGCAGUCAAUGUUGGAAAAAUGGACUCUCCAAUUGAAAAAUGGAACUUGAUUAUUGGGAACCUUGCGCUGAAGCAGGUGCAGGCCACAGUGGUGGGAUUCCUGGCUGCGUUGGCGGCUGUGGUUCUGGGCUGGAUCCCAGAGGGCAAAUUCCAGCUGAGCCAUGCGAUAUUGCUUUGUUCCAGCAGUGUUGCCACUGCCUUCAUUGCUUCGCUGCUCCAAGGUAUCAUUAUGGUAGGUGUGAUAGUAGGCUCCAAGAAGACAGGCAUAAACCCAGACAAUGUAGCAACACCCAUUGCUGCCAGCUUUGGGGACCUCAUCACCCUGGCCAUCCUGGCCUUCAUCAGCCAGGGCUUGUACAACUGCUUGGAUUCCCAUCCCUACGUGGCCGCUGUAGUGUGUGUGUUCUUCCUGGCGCUGACACCGGUGUGGAUUGUCAUCUCCUCCAAGCACCCAGCUAGUCGUACAUUGCUGUACUCUGGCUGGGAACCAGUCAUUACAGCCAUGGUCAUCAGCAGUGUUGGAGGACUCAUCCUGGACAAAACUGUGUCAGAUCCAAACUUGGCCGGGAUAGUGGUCUACACCCCAGUAAUUAACGGUAUUGGUGGGAAUCUGGUAGCCAUCCAGUCCAGUCGAAUCUCCACCCACCUGCAUUUCCAUUGCGCACCUGGUGAGAUUCCUGAAGAGGCCCAGGGCUGCUACUAUCCCUGUCGCACUUUCUGUGGCUCAGGUGCCAAUCACCGCUCAGCACAGGUGCUGCUCCUGUUGGUGAUCCCUGGUCAUCUAAUCUUUCUGUAUACAAUACACCUGAUGAAGAGUGGUCAUACCACCCUAACACCAAUCUUCAUGAGUGUCUAUCUGGCUGCUGCCCUGCUGCAGGUGGUCACCUUGCUGUGCAUCGCAGACUGCAUGGUGCAUUCCAUAUGGCGAAAUGGGAAGGACCCGGACAGCUUCUCCAUCCCAUACCUGACAGCCUUGGGGGAUUUCUUGGGCACUGCCCUCCUAGCACUCGGCUUUCACUUCCUGUGGGUCAUCGGUGACCAGGAUAGUGAUGUUGGCGACUGACCGCUCAUGGGCCCUUGCUUGGUGUACUAUGGUGUGGUGCUACUGUGCUUCUAUGAAUACUGACUGGAUUCUUGCUUUGCUUUGCUUAUUGGACAGUUCCCUCUCUGGGUGACAGCAACACCCUGUAGCUCUGCCAAUGAAAAGAAGUCUGUUCUGGAAGUGACAUAAGUCAGUUUCAAAAAUACAUUUAUCUUUAAUGUAAAAUUUUAGUUGAUGACCAAAAACAGUAUGGCUUGAUGAUGGUAUUUCUACUUUACUGUUCAAACAAGCAAGAUAGGUCUGGGUUCUUCUAUAUAAGGAGCUAUGGUCUAGCAGCUUCUCCAGGUCUCUACAAGCUAGUGAGUCCAUGAGAUUUUCUGUAAGACAAGUAAAUACAGCAGCUGAAUGCUGUUCAUCAGUGCCUGGGUAGAACAAGUGCCUGUUGAGGCUGUGUCUCCAUAGGAGCAAAAUUUUAGGAUAUAUGUAUAGAGACAAUUACAAGUUUAGGAGAACAGCUGCAAUAUAAUUCUCCUGGAGAGUGUAAAGCUAGUUGAUCCCUUCCUGAUAUUUAUACAUGAACAUGCUGACAAUUUUCAGGUGAUAAAAUUAUAGAUUUUACAAAGUGUAAAUGUAUAAACUGUUUUCUGCCAUAUACCUGUUUAUAAAUGCGAGCUAUGUAAACCAGCUGUAUAAGGCCCUUCUCCUCAGUUCCAUAAGAUCUUCUGUUUUACACUAGUUAUUCCCAGAUGCAAGUUUGGUAAACCAGUUGCUUAAAAGUCUCAUUGUUCUGGAUCAAAAUUCUUUUCAGUUUGUCAAUGUUACCAGCCACUGUUACAUCACAAGAGUCAUUUGGAUGUUGUUUACAGACAUGUUAGUGCCUGAUGACAUUUAGUAGUAUGUUAACUGUAAUGGAUGUAUAUUUUUAGCAUCCAUGUUAUUCAUGAUUUAUUAAAAGAAGUCUUUUUUAAUUACAUUACAUUUUCUGACAAUGAAAGCACUCUGCCAUUUUUCCUUAUAAAGUUA
This is a messenger RNA of Scleropages formosus (Asian bonytongue), 3012 nucleotides long. Its product is annotated as solute carrier family 41 member 2-like. Gene Ontology annotation, biological process: monoatomic cation transport. The coding region runs from base 313 to 2010 and encodes 565 amino acids. The record is from RefSeq and is a predicted model, not a curated record. The transcript has 11 exons. NCBI's taxonomy places the organism in Eukaryota, Metazoa, Chordata, Actinopteri, Osteoglossiformes, Osteoglossidae. Gene Ontology annotation, molecular function: monoatomic cation transmembrane transporter activity. Gene Ontology annotation, cellular component: plasma membrane.